GCGGAAGGGAGCCGGCGUGGGGGGCGCUCUGUUCAUUUAGAGGAUGGUUAACGGGAGCGGUGGGGUGAGGUUUGGCUGGUUUUGCGACCUUACUACGUAUCCAAACGUCUGACGGAUUAUUUAACAGUGUUUUUUAAAUGGCCAUUCCUAUAGCGGUCCUGGACUGUGACCUCCUUCUGUACGGUCGUGGGCAUCGGACGCUGGACAGGUUCGACAUAGAAACGGUGUCAGAUGAGUUUUUAUUAACUACCUUCGGCUUUCCUCGGGAAUUCAUCUGCUAUUUAGUGGAGAUGCUGGGCGAGACUCUGUCGCGCCCCACGCAGAGAUCCAGAGCGAUUAGCCCAGAAGUACAAAUCCUGGCAGCUUUGGGCUUUUACACCUCCGGGUCCUUCCAGACGCGGAUGGGGGACGCCAUUGGCAUCAGCCAGGCUUCCAUGAGCCGCUGUGUCACCAACGUGACCAAAGCGCUGGCUGAAAAAGCAGCCGAGUUCAUUGGGUUUUCCAGAGAGGAGGCGACGCAACAGCAGGCCCGGGAAGAGUUCUACAGAGUGGCAGGAAUUCCCAACGUUCUGGGGGUGGUGGACUGUGUCCAUAUCGCCAUCAAGGCACCCAAUGCCGAAGACCUAUCUUACGUGAACAGGAAGGGCUUCCACUCCAUCAACUGCCAGCUGGUUUGUGACCCGAGAGGCUUGCUGCUGAGCGCUGAGACACACUGGCCAGGGGGGCUGCUGGACACAGCAGUAUUUCAGCAGUCAUCUCUGAAGAGGCUGUUCGAGGAGCAAGACAGUCAUGAAGGCUGGUUGCUAGGAGAUAGCAACUACCGUCUCAAGAAAUGGCUGAUGACACCUCUUCAGUACCCAGAAACCCCUGCAGAAUACCGUUACAAUAUGGCCCACAGCGCCACGCACGAGAUCAUCGACCGGACCGUCAGGGCGAUGCAGACCCGCUUCUGCUGCCUGGAUGGGUCCAAGGGCUAUCUGCAGUACUCCCCGGAGAAGUGCUCCCACAUCAUCCUGGCUUGCUGUGUGCUCCACAAUGUAUCCCUGCAGACCGGCCUGGACGCCUGGACUUUCGAGCGGACAGAAAACCCAGAGCAGUCAGAGGAAGGGUGCGAGACAAUGGAAUCCAUGGACUCGGAGGCAUUCCGGAUCCGGCAGGAACUCAUACUCGACCAUUUCAGUUAAUAUACUGUCUCAGACAGAAACGAGACUUGAAAUAUGAUCCCGGCUAAGGGAUCUCUCCUUGAAGAGUGGUAGAGCGUGCUUCGUCACCCACGCUUGCCCCGUUUAUAUGCACAAUCUUACUGGAUUCAAGCUGCCCAUUUGAGAAAUGGAUUCCAGAAUCUGCUGCAUGUUCUGCAUGAAAUCACUUUUGAGCUGGAAUUGGGGUGGGUGUUUUGAUCAGGUUCAGUUUAGAAGCAUCAAUUCUGCCGAAUCUGAUUGAGUUUGACAUAUAAACUCUGCAUGUUUGUUUCCAGAUUAAAUAGUCAGUUACAGAAAGAUUGAUUCCUUGUGCGUGCGUUUCUGAGCUUUUAACGCUAAAGAGUAGAGUUCUUUAAUUCAGUGGGAUGUCAGUUUUCAGGAUGCUGGUUACAAACUUGCUGUCUUGCCCUCCCAGGUCCACAACCACUCUUUAAUCUUCAACAAGCCUUUGAUGCUAGUCUGUAUUAUUCUGAUAGUUACAAAAAUGUUUCUGUCAGUUUAUUUAAAGUGCUUCAAACAUUAAUUUUUCUGUUCUUUUAUUUUCAUUUGUGUCCUUACCUAUUGUUUAAUAAACUGCUGUUGAGACCUUUUGAA
Molecule: messenger RNA, 1796 nt
Organism: Polyodon spathula (Mississippi paddlefish)
Lineage: Eukaryota; Metazoa; Chordata; Actinopteri; Acipenseriformes; Polyodontidae
Product: putative nuclease HARBI1
Exons: 3
Coding region: 138-1184 (348 amino acids)
Source: RefSeq, a predicted model, not a curated record